Molecule: messenger RNA, 3468 nt
Organism: Pocillopora meandrina
Lineage: Eukaryota; Metazoa; Cnidaria; Anthozoa; Scleractinia; Pocilloporidae
Source: the annotation of a GenBank genome assembly
UUAUAAUCCUGAUGAAACAAUUUGAAAAGAUUACAAUACUAAAUAUUUUGCCAAACUAAUUUUAUGUUGUGCUAACAAUUUUGUGGAGCCUGAAACAUUGGGGGCUGAGCCCUCCACCAAAUAUUUGCAUGGAGAGCUGGAGUUUCUCCCCCUGCCCUCCCCUGCCCCUGCACUUGUUCUUUGUGCAUUUUGAGCAAAAACAAAAAAGCUGUUACAAUGUGAACAUUGUUUUGUAUAUAUUUCUUGGACGUGGAUGAAACAGAUUGUAAACUACAGUAUAGCUAAUUCACAGCACUUGAACACUUGACACAAAUAAAAAUAACCAGGCCACAAAAAAAAUGACAGGCACACAAACUAACUAAUAAUGUUUUUGUCAUUUCACCACAAUAGGAUAAUAAUUGGAUAGAAUUUUCAUUGGGAAUGUCUUUUUUUUGGUAGAUUGCAACAACAUACUCAGCUCUAUUUGGUCCAGUACAGGAUAUCACAUUUCUACCAUGAGCAGAAGAAUUUGUUUCUGUUGCUGAUGUUGUCAGACAGAAUUCAACAGACAAGGGGAUUAUGGUGUGGGAUUUUAGAUCAACAGCAGUUUUAUCAAAUCAAAUUUAUCAGGUAAUUAGACUGCACUUUAAGAAAAGUACCCCAAACCUUUUACACCCUGACAUCAGUAUACAUAUUCUCCAUACUGUUCUUUAUACAUUUCCUAAGGUGCUGACAAGGAGAAUUAGUUGAACAAUCAAGAGGAUCUUUAGUUGGUGAUCAUUUCCUUUAUUCUUGUGACCUUUGGGUGUCAUUCAGGGGUGAUAUUGUAAGGAGAAAUUAGAUGCUAAUCACUUGUAUUUUACUCAUGAGUGAUAAAAGUAUAUUAAUUUUGGUAUUUUCAGGAAGCUUUUAUAUGCACUUGCUUGAAGGUCCACCCUUAUGAUUCACACUUUGUGGCACAGUCAAAUGGUGACUACAUUGCUUUGUUCUCAACAAGAAAACCAUACAAGCCGAAUAAGUUCGAAAGAUAUGAAGGCCAUAAGGUAAUAAACUUUAAUGUGUUACAAUAUCAAUUACCUUAUUAUGGCAUGCAAUCUUGAAAAAUUCCCUACCCUUGGAGGUUGGUCCAUCUGAGAAAAAAAUAUGUUCCAGUGAAAAUCCUUUGGUUUGCAAGUCCACAUGGGAAAGGCCCAUUUCAAACAAACUUUCCCCCACCCCCCCACAUUAAUUCCUUGUCAGGAAUCCCCAAUCACAUGCCAGGCCUGGUUCUCACCCCAUCUUUGGCUCACUGUCUCAAUAAACUCACUUUCAUUCACAAUUCAUGAAGCAAACAGAGUGAUAUUUACUUUCAUUUUGGAAAGCUUGUGAUGUGGAAAGUGUGACGCAGAAACAGAUUUCAAAGUCAGAUCCAUCCCUUAAGGGAAUGUAAAGGACCCUACAAGAAAAAGGUUUUGAUAAAACUGAACACUUCUUUCUUAUUAAUCUUUAAUUUGUUACUAUUAGGUUUGUGGUUAUCAUAUUGGAUGUGAUUUCAGUCCUGAUGGAAAAAUAAUUUGUUCUGGCUCAGCAGAUGGGAAAAUUUUUUUCUGUGAUCACAGCAUGGCUCGUGUGAUGAGGACAAUAGAGGCUCACUCUGCUCCAUGCACAGAUGUUGCCUACCACCCCACCCUACCCAGCUGGGUGGCAACCUGUGGGUGGGAUGGGCAGGUUAAAGUUUGGACAUAAUAUCUGAGCAAAGCAAUUUUCAAAUAAUAGUUCCAAGAUCAACUAAUGAUCGUUUACAAUUGGUUUUGUGUUCCUUUACUCUAUGAUUGGUCUGGAAAACUCCAUUCUCAACUUCCACUCCACCAGAUAUUAUUGACCCUUUGCACCCUAAGAGUGAUAAGCAUCUAAUUUCUCCUUGCUCUAUAAGCCCUGAAUCACACAUUAAGGUCAUGAGAAUACAGAAAAUGAUCACCAACUAAAGAAGCUCUUGCUUUUUAAACAAAUUCAUCUUGUCAGAACCCAAGGAAAUGUAUAAAGAACAGUAUGGAGAAUAUGCAUACUGAUGUUAGGGUGAACAGGGUUAACUAAGAGUGAUUUUGCCUCGCUCAAUUGCAUCUUUUACCUUGUGAUAUGCAUUUUAACCAUUUAACCCCUAAGAAUGACUAGCAUCUAAUUUCUCCUUACAAUAUCACCACUGAAUCACACAUUAAUGUCACAAAAUGAGAAUAAAGGAAAUGAUCACCAACCAAAGAAACUUUUAAUUAUUAGACAAAUUCUCCUUGUCACCACCUUCGUAAAUUUACAGAGAACAGUAUGGAGAAUAUGAAUGCUGAUGUUAGGGUGUAAAGGGUUAAUUGUUUCUGUCAUUAUUAGAACAAUUGUUCAAAUGAGUAUAAAAGUAAUCUGGGAUUGUUUUGGUUUUGCUUCACUACACCGAGUGACCAAUCAAAAAUUUCCAGCCACUGUCUUAACCCCUUCAUUCCCAGGAUCUUGUUGGUAAUUCUCCUUACUGUGUGUCAUACAAUUCUUAUGAUAUUAUUUUGGAGAAUUUGGUAUUGGAUCAACUAAUAAUCCCCUAAUUGAUAUGUUUCUUUAUUCUUAUCGCUUAGUCUGCUUCACUUAGCAGUAAUAAUGUAAGGAGAGAUUCUGUCUUGGUCACUCACAGGAGUUAAAGAGUUAAUCAACUAGAUUUAAUAUAAAAACUAAUCAAUAAAAUAUAUAAAAGCCUUGUUCACUUGCAUUUUCCCAUUCUUUGGGCAGUUUUCUUGUUUUCACUUUGAGUUCAUGUUGGCUUCCUGAGAUGCAUGUAACUAUCUGUGCUCUGAUUGGCUUUGAUCACUUUUGGAUUUACCACACCACAGUGGAAGUGUACAUAAUUCAAAUUUCUUUGGUUCCCCAUUAUUGCAAGACAAUUAAAAUCUUAAGCAAUUAUCUGUUCAUGAAUAUACUCAUAUUUUAUUCAAGUCUUAUCUCCUUGAUAUAAAGUUGCAUAUGAAAUACUGAUCAAUCUUUAAUCCAACUAUUGGGCAUACACUUGAUACCAAGCCACAUAGGAUCUUUCUUUCUUCAUUCCUGUUCCUAUUCCUUUGGGCACUCAUAUAUUGAGAUGGUCAACUGAAAUCAGUACAUCAAGAAGUUACCUAAGUGUUGUGCAAUUGUAGCUUAAAGAAUAAUCUCAAUUUUGGAAAAAGGCAUGCAGGAAUGAACCCUUUAACUCCCAGGAGUGAUUUACACUUAACUUCUCCCUACAAUAUCCAUUCAUUAACCAACAAACAUUUAAUGAGAUUACUCAAACUUAUCAGUUAGAGGUUGUUAUCAUGAUAUAACACCAAAUUCUUGUAACUAAAUUACAAGGAAAUGUGUAACAGCUAGAUGGGAGAAUUAACAAUCAGAUCGUGGGAGUUAAAAGGUUAAAAGAACUAAAAAGAAAGGUAGAGACUAGCAAUAAGUUUCGCUUUGAAUCAGAACUGUGUAACAUUAUCACAAAAUAAAUUAUUGCUUACC